GACUCAUUAACAAUAAAUAAAGAGGAGAGAAAUUUCAGCAAAAUAAAAAAGGAAUUGAAAUGGAGGAUGCUCCGGUGGGUUGGGUCAUUAACAAGUUGGACUCCCUGCUAACAGGAGAGGUGAGACUGCUGAGAGACGUCCAUAAAGAAUUUGAAAACGUCAAAUAUGAACUUGAAACCAUUAAACCAUUCCUGAAAGAUGCAGACGCAAGGUUGGAUCAAGAAAAUGUGGACAGCCGCAUCAGAACUUGGGUGAAGCAAAUGAGAGAAGUCGCUUUCCGCAUAGAAGAUGUCAUCGAUGAAUACAUGUUUCAUGUGGCAAGGUAUCAAAAUCAGCAUGACUACUUGCAUAAAAUGGCUUGCUGUGUUAAGAAUUUGAUGUCGCGCCAUAAGAUAGCCUCAAAGAUUCAAGCUAUCAAGAAAUCAGUGGGCGAAAUAAGGGAAAGAAUGGAAAAGUAUGGCGUCAAUUUUUUAUCAGAGCAUGGAAACAGUGAGAGGCAAAAUACUUGGCAUGAUCCUCGAAUCGCUUCCCUUUUCAUUGAGGAAGCUCAACUUGUUGGUAUUGAACCUCCCAAAGCUGAUUUGAUUCGCUUAUUGGUUCAGGGAGAAUCCAAAAACACCGUCAUCUCAGUAGUAGGCAUGGGAGGAUUAGGCAAGACCACUCUUGCCAAGAAGGUUUAUGACUCUGAGAUAGCUUCAUCACACUUUGAUUGUAAAGCUUGGAUCACGGUAUCUCAAUCCUACAAGAUGGAGGAGCUACUGAGGAACAUGAUAAAGGAAUUGCAACGAGAAAAAGCACAGCCUGCAUUCGACGGAAUAGAGAAUAUGAACGAGUUGUCGCUGAUCAAGAAACUGAGAGAGCAUUUAUCAGAGAAGAGGUAUAUAGUUGUUCUUGAUGAUGUCUGGAGAAUUGAUUUCUGGGGAUAUGUAAGGAAUGCUUUUCCUGAUAAUGACAAAGGCAGUAGAAUCAUUAUCACGACUCCAAAUGAAGAUGUUGCCCCUUCUUCUAAAGAGUCUUCAAUUUAUUAUGUCUACAAACUUCAGUCUUUGCCUCACGACAAAGCGUUUGAGCUGUUUUGCAAGAAGGCAUUCCAAUCAAAAGAGAGAAAUUGCCCAUCGGAGUUGCUAGAGUUGUCACAUGCCAUUGUUGAAAAAUGUGAAGGAUUGCCCUGAGCCAUUGUGACAAUAGGUGGUUUAUUAGCAACUAAAGACAAGACUAUAUCAGAAUGGCAAAGGUUUUGCAGUGGCCUUGGUUCAACAUUAGCAAGUGAUCAGCGGCUCUCAAGUAUUGCAAAAAUUUUAUCCCUAAGCUAUCAUGAUCUGCCUUACCAUCUUAAAUCUUGUUUUUUGCAUUUGAUUCCAGAGGAUUCCUCUGUUAAUUGUGGGAGAUUGAUUCGAUUGUGGAUAGCUGAGGGCUUCAUAAAAGAAAGGCAAGGCAUAACAUUUGAAGAGAUUGCAGAGGAAUACUUAAUCGACCUCUUUCACAGAAGCUUGGUUCAAGUGGCCAGGCUUAGUAUUGAUGGUAAGGCUAAAGAAUGCAAGGUCCAUGAUUUGGUAAGGGAGGUUAUUCUUUCUCGAUCAAAAGAAUUAAGCUUCCAUCAAGUCUCAUUGGAAAAUUAUGGGAGUAUGAAAGGAAGAUGCCGGCACCUCUCAAUUUAUGAUGAAGCAACAAAUAUUCCAGAAAGUAGCAGCAAUUUUCAAACCCAUUCUAUUAUUGUUUUAGGAGUAGAUGAAUUGCCAAAAUCUUUGAUUAGUUCAUUCAUUACAAAUCUCAAGCUUUUGAGAGCUCUAGAUUUUGAAGGAGCACCUUUGGAUCACAUUCCUAGAGAAUUGGGAAGUUUAUGGCAUUUGAGAUAUUUAAGUCUAAGAAAGACAAAGGUGAAGAUGCUGCCAACGUCCAUUGGUAAGCUGUACAACCUAGAGACUUUGGAGUUGAGAUAUUCCCUUGUGUAUGAUCUGCCUGUUGAGAUCAAUGGGCUGCUUAAAUUGCGACAUCUUCUAGCCUUUUCUUUUAAUUACGAUGAUGAGUGGAAUCUUAAUAUUUAUCGUGGGGUGAAGAUGCACGGCAAUAUUGUGUGUCUAAAGGCCUUACAACAGCUCAAAUUCAUUGAAGUAGAUGAUGGCAUGGGCUUGAUAAGCCAAGUGGAAAGGUUGACGCAGUUGUGAUCAUUAGGGAUCAAAAAAUUGAAAAGAGAAAAGGGCAAGGCAUUGUGCUGUGCAUUGGAAAAGAUGACUUGCCUUCAAGCCCUGGAUGUUUCUUCAAUAGAAGAGGAGGAAUUUCUGGAUCUGGAUUCAAUGUCUAAUCCACUUCCUUUCCUUCAACGUCUCUACCUAACUGGGCCAUUAGUGCAGCUACCACAUUGGAUUUCCAAACAAACGAGUUUGGUUAAAAUCAUUUUAAAUUGGUCCAGAUUAGGAGAUGGUGCAAUACAGGUCCUCCAAUCUUUACCUAGUCUACUACUAUUGGAGUUUUAUGAGGGAUACAAUGGAGACCAAUUGCAUUUUACGAGAGGUUGCUUUCAAAAACUCAAGGUGCUGCAUCUACGUUCCAUGACUCCAUUGAAUGUGCUCAUAAUAGACCAAGGAUCACUUACUCUUCUUGAAGAGCUAAUUAUUGGGCCUUGCCCGAAUUUGAAGGAGAUGCCCUCUGGCAUCCAUUUUCUAAGAAAUCUCAAAAGUCUGAAAUUCUUUGACUUAAAGAGAGAAUUUGCAAUUGGAAUGCUACCAGAUGGAGGUCUAGACUAUUGGCAAGUUGAGCAUGUACCAACUGUCCUUUUCUGUUAUAAGAUUAAAGGAAUAUAUUAUGACUACUGCAAGCUUGGUGAUUCAGACUUGGUGAAGCACUUGAAGGGAGACUUGGAAUCAUUUGCUAAGUGAAGUUCUUACAGCUCCAUUAACAGUA
Messenger RNA from Hevea brasiliensis (rubber tree), 2901 nucleotides. RefSeq names its product disease resistance protein RPM1. The transcript is spliced from 2 exons. Gene Ontology annotation, biological process: defense response to other organism. Gene Ontology annotation, molecular function: ADP binding. NCBI's taxonomy places the organism in Eukaryota, Viridiplantae, Streptophyta, Magnoliopsida, Malpighiales, Euphorbiaceae. The record is from RefSeq and is a predicted model, not a curated record.